AUGCUCUUCCUUACCGUGAUUUUGUUUUUCCUCACUUUUCUGCUGGCGUUUGAUUUAUUUGCUCCCAAAAAAUAUGCUCGUGGUGAAAAAGUAAGCCUAUUAUUCAACAAGAUCGAGAGUGACCACACUCAGUUACCAUACCGAUACCAUGACUUACCUUUUGUAUGCUACGAUAAAACACAAAAAGCCAAGACUUUGCUGUUGGGAGAAGUUUUGAAAGGAGACAGAUUUUGGGAAUCGAUCUAUGACCUUCGUUUUGGUGUUGACCAGCCGUGUACACAUCUUUGUAAUAUGUACACUUCUCUGAAUGGAGUCGCAAGAGCUGAUCAUUUGAUCAGAAAUGGAUACGUGGUUCAUUGGAGCCUUGAUGGCUUACCAGGAGCAACCACUUUCACCAGUGCAAACCGUGGAUCCAAGUACUAUGCCGCGGGAUUCCCGUUGGGCUUUGUCAGUGGAGAGACUGCUUACUUGUACAAUCAUGUGACAAUUGUUGUGCGUUAUCACAGAGAAAAGUCAGGGCUCAAUGCAAUUGUUGGAUUUGAAAUCUACCCGAAAAGUGUCAAUGGAAACGAAUGCCCUACCUCUUCAAAGAACUACAAAAAUUUGCCUCUCACGGUGAUGAAAGACGAGUUUGGAAAACCAGUGACUCAAAAGUUUCACAUCCCAUAUACCUAUUCCGUUUAUUGGAGAGAAGAUAACUCGGUCACUUACAACAGCAGAUGGGACUUGUACUAUGACAAUGAAACCACCGCAACGAGUAGUCAGAUUCACAUGCUCUCCUUGGUUAAUUCAGUGCUAUUGAAGUCAGAUUUGCAAUCAGAAACCACAAUUCCAAUUGCGUAUACAGACAUUCUGGGGCUGCUGAUUAGCUCGGGCCUGUGGAAAAACUUAGUUCAUGAGGUUAUGGGUCCACCAUCACAGGUGGCUUUCUUGAGCACCUUGUGUGCGAGUGGUAUUCAGUGCCUUGUCGCGAUGCUUAGUGUCGUUAUCAUCUUCACAAUCAAUAAUAAGUUAAGCCUUGGACUGGGGCCUACUUCCAACACUUUUUUUAACAACCAUCAAGGAGCAUUUUUCUCUUGCUCAAUUGUGAUUCUUCUAGCUUCAGGAUUUGUAUCUGCUUCUCUUGGUAUCAUUUUUCACAAACUCUUGUCCAAUGAUCUGCCGAACACUGUAUACACCUCAUCGAAGACCCGUGUAUUAUCUUGUGCAUUUGCCGGCAUGUUCCCUUUUACUAUUUUUUCAGCUGUCAUGGUCAUCAACCUAUUCGUGUGGGCAAAAGAGUCUUCGAAUGCCCUUCCCUUUGGCACAAUUGUCAUACUACUCUUGCUAUUUGGUAUAAUUGAGCUUCCGCUUGGUAUACUAGGAGGCGCUUUAGGAAACAGGCACGAAUUCAGUACAGACUCAAUAUUUGUUAAAUCGUACGUGCAAAGCCUGGAAAAACAUGUUGUUUGCCGUCGUUCUAUCGUUAUGAGCCCUAUAUCCAGUAUUUUGGCAUUUGGGCUAAUACCAUUUGGCAUAGUAUACGUUGACCUCUUGUUCAUCUUCAAUUCCGUGUGGCUCGAAAAGACGACGUUUUACUAUAAGUAUGGCUUCCUUCUUUUGACUAUCCUACUUCUCUCGGUGGUUGUUGCGGAAUCUGCGAUUGUUGCAACUUACAUCUCCUUGACUGUCUACAAUAACCCCAAAUGGCAGUGGCUAUGCUUCCGAGUAAGUUCGAGUAUCGGAUGGUAUAUCUUCGGAUAUUCGAUAUACUACUUCAUUUACAACUUGCAGAUGAGUGACCUAGUCAGCAUCAUAAUUUAUUUUUCCUACAUGGCGCUUGUGUCGGCUGCUGUUGGGGUGAGCUGUGGCGCCGUUGGAGUCACGACUGCUUUGUUUUUCAUCCGAAAAAUCUAUGGCGCGGUGAAAAGAGACUGA
Metschnikowia bicuspidata var. bicuspidata NRRL YB-4993 is the source of this 1917-nucleotide messenger RNA. RefSeq lists its product as uncharacterized. Bases 1 to 1917 code for a protein of 638 amino acids. The transcript has 2 exons. Lineage: Eukaryota; Fungi; Ascomycota; Pichiomycetes; Serinales; Metschnikowiaceae. Gene Ontology annotation, cellular component: Golgi apparatus; membrane. Gene Ontology annotation, biological process: vacuolar transport; protein localization to membrane. The record is from RefSeq and is a predicted model, not a curated record.